Molecule: messenger RNA, 9188 nt
Organism: Oncorhynchus masou masou (cherry salmon)
Lineage: Eukaryota; Metazoa; Chordata; Actinopteri; Salmoniformes; Salmonidae
Product: diacylglycerol kinase zeta-like
Exons: 36
Coding region: 267-4442 (1391 amino acids)
Biological process (GO): intracellular signal transduction; diacylglycerol metabolic process; lipid phosphorylation
Cellular component (GO): nucleus
Molecular function (GO): ATP-dependent diacylglycerol kinase activity; protein binding
Source: RefSeq, a predicted model, not a curated record
AGAGACAGACGGCGCAGUUGUCAGUUGGACUGGAUCUCCGUAAAUCGUUGUUAGGUUUGUGUCGGGGGCUGACACAGGAAUGCUAGACAGGACAAGGAAGACCGCUCUUUGGUGGGCCGCUGCAAAGGAAGGCUGAGCGGGGACAAAGGACUGGAUAUGUGGGGUCGCUGGGGGAAGUGGGACGUCCCUCCAACCCCUCCGCUUGCCCUCACUCACAGCCACUGCAGAGGGACAUUGAAAAGGGAACCCACAAGCUGUGGGUUGCCAUGGACACCUUUUUCCGCCGCCACUUUAGACUGAAAGGGGCGGAACAAUGCCAAUACAGGCGGCCUGGCGUGGCGGUGCCCACAAGCAAGGCUCGCCGGCGCUCCAGUGUAGGACUGCCCUCUGCUGGCCUGGUCCAACGUAGACGCUCUAGUGUGGGACUGCCAUUCACAGGUCCUGUCGGACACAGAAGGUCCAGUGCAGGCCUGUCGCCGACUUCUCAAUCCCAACGAAGACGUUCCAGUGUUGGCCUGCCGUCAGGUUAUGUGGGCCGUAGAAGCUCCAGUGUGGGCUUGGCCUGCGCUGCUCACCAACAACACAGGCGCUCCAGCGAGGUGCAGGGGUUACCCCACUGUUAUUAUGGAGGGGGGCAGCUAGUGAGGACCAGAUACUACACCAGGCGACGCUCCAGCACCACCAUGACCUGUGUCAAUCCCCGCUUCUCUGUCCGCCGCAGGCGAGCUGCCAAGCUCCGCACUAUUGACACCCAACUGCUGGGGCCUUCCAUGCUGCUGGCCAGCCUGGUCCAGAUGAGUGCGGAGCAGCAGAGGGCACCAGGGGCGCAGGGCGGUGAGGGGGCCUCAGGAGAGGGCACUGAGAGCUGCCCCUCCUCCUCGUGCUGCUCCGAGUCGGAAGGGGACAGCUGCAGUCAGAGAGAGUGUAGCAGCAGGUCGGAGGGCAGCGGGAGUGAACGAGAGGGGACUGAGGCAUCAUCAUCAUCAUCAUAUCCAGAGGGAGAGAGGAUGUCUCCAUGGCAGGACUGGAAUCAGGCUCAUAGUAUGGCAGCCUUGACGAUGGAGAGCAUCCAGUCCCGGCCCCUGAUCCGCGCCCCUCGCUGCCUGCGCCGUAACUCCUCCCACCUGCUGCCGGCGGAGGCGGUGCACCGUAGCAGGGCGGCCUAUGGUGUGCACGGGCGCUACCGACGCUCCAGCCAGUUACGGAGGCCUUCCACCAUCUCCAACAGCGCCUGGCAAGGCAGGCUAGUCUCCGCACCCAGCCGCAGGAGCUCUAUAGUGGCCCGCCACUCCUCCCGUUCCCUGUAUAGGAACUGUUCCGCUUGCUGGAAGGCCAGAGGCCGCAGGGAGUCCCUCAGCCCCCUCCAGGGCACCUACUACGACCCCCGCCUGGAGACUUGGAGUGGAUUCGUCUCGAAGGCCAUUGCUAAAUCGGGUCUACAGCACCUGUCUGCCCAGCCCAGUGCCUCAGCCCUGGCCAGGUUUGACCCAGACAGGGAGAUCCGGAGCAGCUGUGACUGGACCGAGAACGCCCUGUAUGGGGAGCACAUCUGGUUUGAGACCAAUGUCUCUGGGGACUUCUGUUACGUCGGAGAGCAGCACUGCUUCGCCAAGACACUGCAAAAAUCUGUAGCCCGGAAAAAGUGUGCAGCCUGCAAGAUAGUGGUUCACACAAUCUGCAUAGAACAGCUAGAAAAGUUAUUCGAGGCUAUGCCCUAUGAAGACAACCUGCUUAUCGAAGACCCCGCCUUUAGAAUAAACUUUAGGUGUAAACCGUCAUUCAGGGAAUCGGGGUCUAGGAAUAUACGAGAGCCCACCGUAGUGCGGCACCAUUGGGUCCACCGGAGGCGCCAGGAUGGGAAGUGUCGCCAGUGCGGGAAGGGUUUCCAGCAGAAGUUUGCCUUUCAUAGUAAAGAGAUUGUGGCCAUCAGCUGUUCAUGGUGUAAACAGGCAUAUCACAACAAGGUGUCCUGCUUCAUGCUGCAGCAGAUCGAGGAGUCCUGCUCCCUGGGUGCUCAUGCCUCUGUCAUCGUACCCCCUACUUGGAUUCUCCGGGUUCGCAGACCUCAGACCUCACUAAAGUCGAGCAAAAAGAAAAAACGGACCUCGUUUAAGCGCAAGUCCAGCAAAAAGGGAGUAGAGGAGGCGCGCUGGAAGCCCUUCAUAGUUAGACCCAUUCCCUCUCAGCUCAUGAAGCCGCUGUUGGUGUUUGUCAACCCAAAGAGUGGGGGGAAUCAGGGAGCCAAGAUUAUCCAGUCCUUCAUGUGGUACCUGAACCCUCGCCAAGUAUUUGACCUGAGUCUGGGAGGACCCAAGGAUGGGUUAGAAAUGUACCGUAAGGUGCAUAACCUGAGGAUACUGGCAUGCGGAGGGGAUGGCACAGUGGGUUGGAUCCUGUCUGCUCUGGACCAGCUCCAACUGAACCCCCAGCCUGCAGUAGCCAUCCUGCCUCUGGGGACAGGCAACGACCUGGCCAGGACCCUCAACUGGGGGGGUGGUUACACAGAUGAGCCGGUGUCUAAGAUCCUGUCUCAUGUCGAGGAUGGGAACGUCGUCCAGCUCGACCGGUGGAAUCUAAUAGUGGAGCCCAACCAGGAUGUUGUUGCAGAGGAGAGGGAUGAGCAGCAGACAGACAAGCUCCCCCUCGACGUCUUCAACAACUACUUCAGCCUCGGCUUCGACGCACACGUGACACUAGAAUUCCACGAGUCUCGAGAGGCCAACCCGGAGAAAUUCAACAGCCGCUUUCGGAACAAGAUGUUCUAUGCAGGGACGGCCUUCUCGGACUUCCUCAUGGGCAGCUCCAAAGACCUAGCCAAACACAUCAAGGUCGUGUGUGACGGCACCGACCUCACCUCAAAGGUUCAGGAUCUGAAGCUGCAGUGCCUGGUGUUCCUCAACAUUCCCAGAUACUGUGCUGGUACCAUGCCAUGGGGCAACCCAAGCGAGCACCAUGACUUUGAGCCACAACGGCACGACGAUGGCUGCAUUGAAGUUAUCGGCUUCACCAUGACCUCUCUGGCCACGCUGCAGGUCGGAGGUCAUGGUGAGCGGCUGAACCAGUGCAGAGAGGUGACCCUCACCACCUACAAGUCCAUCCCCAUGCAGGUAGAUGGGGAGCCGUGCAAGCUCGCCCCCUCCACCAUCCGUAUCUCCCUGAGGAACCAAGCGAACAUGGUGCAGAAGGCCAAGAGGAGGACAUCUAUUCCGCUGCUCAAUGACCAGCAGCCCUUCCCGGAGAGGUUAAGGAUCCGGGUGAACCGUAUUAGCAUGCACGACUAUGAGGCCCUACAUUAUGACAAGGAGAAACUCAAAGAAGCCUCUAUCCCACUGGGACUUAUCGUUGUCCCGGGUGACAGUGACCUGGAAACAUGUCGCUCCCACAUCGAGAGGCUCCAAGAGGAGGAUGAUGGAGCUAAAUCAAAGACCCUUUCCACACAGAAGCUUUCGCCGAAGUGGUGCUUCUUGGACUCCACAACUGCAGAUCGAUUUUACAGAAUUGAUCGUGCUCAGGAACACCUAAACUAUGUGACCGAGAUAUCCCAAGACGAGCUCUUCAUCCUGGACCCUGAGCUGGUCGUCACGGAGACGGUGAGCACCUCACCAGGGAUGCCUGAUCUGGUUGAUUCUUCUGGUGAAUUCCCAGAGGCGUCGAGCAAGUUUGCCUUCCCGUCCUCCUCCUCGUCUCCUCCCCCCUCACCGGGACCCAGUCCCACCAGCCCCCAAUCGGACAGCGAGGCCAUGGCCGUCAGACACAAGAAAUCCCACUUCUUCUUCUCUCCCUCCGGCUUCCCCUUUCCUGUCAGGAAGAGGAUCACGGAGCUCCAGAAGACCACUCAGAGGAAGCGAAUAUCCAGCGACAGCUCUGUGGUGGAGGCACUGGCACACAGCAGCUCCCUCAGGUCCAGUAAGCCUGCCCUCACCAGGGCAGGAUGUAUCCAUCGGUCUAACACUACUGCAGCUGAUUUCAACCCAACAUUGAGGUCUGAGAAGAAUACACUGUGCAAUACAGACAAAGUAUCACCGGAAGUGUUGAUUGAAUGUGUGAAGCGCAAAGACCAUCUGAAGCUGAAGGAACUGCACAAACUGGGAGCUGACCUGUCAGUGCAGGACCCGUCAGGAUGCACCCUGCUCCACUAUGCUGUGGACACUGGUAGCAAGGAGACUGUCAAAUACAUCCUGGACAAUGCACCCACAGAUAUCCUGGAUGUAACAGAAAAGGAAAAUGGGGAGACAGUGUUGCACAAAGCAGCGUCACUGUGUCAGAGGACUAUCUGUCACUACCUGGUAGAGGCAGGGGCAUCCCUCAUGAAGACAGACUUACAGGGUGACACACCAAAGCAUCGUGCAGAGAAGGCCAAGGAUGCAGAGCUGGCUGCCUACCUGGAGAACCGGCAGCACUACCAGAUGAUCCAGAGAGAGGACCAGGAGACAGCUGUGUGACCUCCCUCUGCUCCCUGACCUCCAGCACCAAUUCCCUAUAACCCUGUGCCAAAACUACUUUAGCUAAAAGAGGAAACUCACCAGAGAAGAUGGUUAAAAGAUAGCCAGUGUUGUAUUCUCCUGCUAGGGAGUUGGUUGGAAUCCUACCAUAUGAGAGGUCUUAAAGGUCCAUCAUGUGAGGUGCUUGUGACCAGUGGACUUGAUUAUUGCACUGCCAAAAAAAAAAAGCUGUUUUGUGUCGGAACGCUUGGAAGAGAUGGCUCUUCUGUUACAUUUUUUUUCUCCCCAGGUUGUGUUGCGCUUGCGAUCCACCUAGACUGAAUGUUGAAUUCUGCUCCAGGGUUUUAGGACAGGAGCUUGGGUAACUGAAUGUCCAGGUCAUUAUAAUAUUAUACUCUCCGAUGGAGCUGUAUCGCUCUGUGUCUAUAAAAGCAGCAUGAGCGUUUCAACUGUACGGAUCAACAAUGACUAGAUUUCAAAAGAGUAUGAACACUCUGAUCUGUAGGCCAGCUGUCUUUAAGGCUACCAAAAAUGACAUUAUUUGGAUUAAGGUUUUAUUUGUUUGUUGUACAUUAUUAUAAUUUGUUGACUGAUUUGUCCACCCAUAAUGCAGUGUGAUGGUAUCAAACUAUCCACGUAGGUGGGGAAUUUUACAUGUAAUACUGUUCUCAUCACCAAACAAUUUUGAAUUGAAUAAAUCAAUAUUGUUCUACUUUAUGAUCACUUGGCAAAUGUUUAUUUUAUUUCUUAGUUUUAAUAAGGAUAUUUGGUACUGUACACUUAUCGUAGUAGCUCUGUGUUAAAGCAGUUUAUGCACUGCAGCUCCAAUUGCCUUGAUUUUCUUAUUUUGUUGGCUGAUUAGUUUGUAUUUAAUGUACUUAAGUCAUGGUGUAUUUUUAUUGCAUUUUUAAGCAGAUUGAUGUUUAUAUAAUUUGUACAUACUAUACAUUUAAAAUGUUUUGUGUCUGGUCAUUAUUUACCAUAAAAAAUGUGCAUAUGAUAUGUAUUAGUUUCAGAACUACAAAGCAUUUCUUCUCUCAUAUUGUGACAGAAGUCAAAGGCGUAUUUAUUCACCUCAACAUUUUUUUACAGAUCCUUAACAUGCACAUGAAGUGGUUAAAUUAUGUUCAGCAAACUGAAAAAUGUUCUGAAGGUUUGAGUUGUAAAAUUUACAGGGUGGAUGUUAUUGUUUUUUUACAUACAAAAAAUAAUAAGUUGUCUUCACACAAACCAAUCGUUUGUGGUUGCUAUUUAUUUUCCAUAGUUAUAAUCUGUUAAAAUUUGACUGGCCAUUUAAACCAGCAAUAUAAUUCAACUUAAGUUAUAAAGACCUGUGAUUCAUUUAAAUGGCGUUAUAUUGUGAAGAGAGUGAUGGGAAGGAAUUGGUCUCAUUCCAAAAGCUAUCCUACAUUAUAACUAGUUUAAUGUAGCACCACAGUAACUGUGGAUCUACUGUAUUUUGAAAUUAGUUGUUUCUCUGAAUGUUUUUUCUCAUUAUUUAAUCACUAAACAUCCUUGUAAGACAUCCUUGUAAACACAGUAACAAGGUAUACUUUCAUAUACACAUUUUUUACUUGAUUGUGUUUGUUGUCCGACGUUUAUAGUUUUGACCUUCAAACAACCCAUAAUGCCAACUAAGAUGCAUUUCAUUGUAAAUAAUUGCUGUUCUCUAUUAUGGCCAGAUACAUGAAUAAAUGUAGCACUGAAUCAGUUGCUGUGACGGGAAAUAUGUUGUCAAUGAAAGCCCUCGAGUGUUUCUAAUGCCAGACUGAAAAUAAGGUAUUUUUGAUUUGAUUAUGAAAAGUAAAUGAAUUGUGUAGUUCUACAUCAGUUAUUACGCCUCGUACAUAAUCAUAUGUUCUCACUGAAUAUUUUGCGGGUCAACUUUUUUGUUUUAUUACAUUUUUAACAAUAGAAACAUCCACAUACAAACGACAACAUACAGAUGCACACAAACAUCCAAAACAUCACGCCUGCCCAGACCAACCUGCUCACCACCCCCAGCUCCAGCGCCCGCAUCACUUUCCGCCACAUAACCUCAAACUGCACCAUUUUGUUUCAUGGUCACACUGAUUGUCAGCAUUUUCAAUAAUGAAGACCGUAGGCCCCCUUUUAGUUGACUUCACUAUAGUUGAAAUAUGUUAGCCUUGACGCUGAGAAGAUUAGAUAUAAUUUGAGGCAUUUAUGAUUAUACUGCAUUCUGAAAGAGGUGCAUAUUUGAAUAGGUAUUGUAACAUAUAUCCUCCUGUUCAGAGACUGACAUGGAGAUGUAGGAAAUGCCCUUGCAUUUGUAUAAUUUGGAUGUAUAUUAACAAUCCCUCAUCAAUCUACACACAAUGCACCAUAAUGACAAAGCAAAAACAGGGGUUUAGACAUUUUUGCAAAUGUAUAAAAAAAUAAAAAGUACUGUUCAGACCCUUUAUUCAGUGCUUUGUUGAAGCACCUUUGGCAACGAUUACAGCCUCGAGUCUUCUUGGGUAUGACGCUACAAGCUUGGCACAUCUGUAUUUGGGGAGUUUCUCCCAUUCUUCUCUGCGGAUCCUCUCAACCUCUGUCAUGCUGGAUGGGGAGUGUUGUUGCACAGCUAUUUUCAGGUCUCUCCAGAUAUGUUUGAUCGGAUUCAAAUCCGGGCUCUGGCUGGGCCACUCAAGGACAUUCAGAGACUUGUCCAAAAGCCAUUCCUGCGUUGUCUUGGCUGUGUGCUUAGAAUAUUUGUCCUGUUGGAAGGUGAACCUUCGCCCCAGUCUGAGGUCCUGAGAGCUCUGGAGCAGUUUUUCAUCAAGGAUCUCUCUGUACUUUGCUCUGUUCAUCUUUCCCUCAAUCCUGACUAGUCUCCCUGUCCCUGCCGCUGAAAAAUAUCCCACAGCAUGGUGCUGCCACCACCAUGCUUAACCAUAGGGAUGGCACCAGGUUUCCUCCAGAUAUGACGCUUGGCAUUCAGGCCAAAGAGUUCAGUCUUGGUUUCAUCAAACCAGAGAAUCUUGUUUCUGAUGGUCUGAGUUAAGUGCCUUUUGGCAAACUCCAAGCGGGCUGUCAUGUGCCUUUUACUGACAGGUGUGUGCCUUUCCAAUCAUGUCCAAUUAAUUUACUUUACUCUAAUCAAGUUGUAGAAACAUCUCAAGGAUGAUCAAUGGGAACAGGAUGCCCCUGAGCCCAAUUUUCUUGUCUCAGCACAGGGUCUGAAUACUCAUGUAAAGAAGGUAUUUCAGUUUAUACAUUUUAAUACAUCUGCAGAAAAAAAAGACUAUUUGCUUUAUCAUUAUGGGGUAUUGUAUGUGGCUUGAUGAGAAAAAAAUAAUACAUUUUAGAACAAGGCUGUAACAAAACAAAAUGUGUGAAAAGUCUGAAUAAGGGGUCUGAGUACUUUCUGAAUGCACUGUGUCCAAACCUACCACUGGAAUUAAACAAGCCAAACUAUACAGAGGAAAGCAUUGCUCAAACAUUUUACCUUCUGAAAGUCAGAGACACUUGUUGAAUAAGUAAGGCUGCUCAUGAUUCAUCUUGACAUCACCAAAGGGGUGACACAUUUAUUAACAAUCAUGCCUCUUUUGAUAUCCCAGUGAAAGUUGCCUUUCUAUCGUCUAUGAUCUACCAUCUUGUACCAGUUUCAUCAGAAAAUAUUUGAACAGCAGAGGAAAGGCCAAACAGCACAUGUAGUACAAAGUGACCUCUUGAAAUGGAGUUGAAUAGCCUCAGCCUUAGUAGUAGUAAGUUGUGUGUGCUUGUGCAUAUACAGAUUUGAAUCUGGCCCAGAGACAUGCUGGCACUUGCAAAGCUAUUUUCUGGGAAGUCCAUCGCUCCAUAAUGAGUUUUGCUGUUGUUGUGUAGUUUUCUGCACAUUAACUCAACCAUUUCAACAUCUCACAUUGUCACCUUAGCUUUGUGUACUGACUAUACCCAUAGUUCACUUUGUACAGAAAAUACAUGGCUAUUAUUAUGAGACACCAUUUCAUGUGCCAUGAGCUCUGUCGUGUUAUGGUGUGUGCAAGAAAACACUUCCCAUAGUGGAGCUGUUAUCUCCAAUUGACUUAGCCUUCAACAGAAAUUGAAGUUCCGUUUGAAAUGACACAAAUUCCCCAAUAUGAUAUUUUAUAUGCUAAUCUAAAGAUGCGCUACGUUCCCACUUUCCAUGUUGUCGAUUACUGCAAAGAGCACCCUCUCCCAUCAUCAUUUCCGUAGGUCCACUGGUUUUAAUUGUACUAUAUUCUUAAAGGUUCAGUAGAAAUCCACAGUCUUUGAAUUACAUACAAGUGGAAAGUGCUCUUUGGAAUGGCAGGAGCGUGGAACUACCAAUGCUAUAUCUGCAUGAAUGAGAACUUUACAAUGUUUUUUUUUAAUUUGCAAGCAUAAAACAAGACUUGUAGCUACAAAAACACUCGAAUGAGUGCAAUGCAGGCAUGGGGCUUACAGUGGCUGAAUGGGGUCAGACAACUUCAUUUUUAAAGGAGCUACAGUAGACCAAGGAAUGGUAGUUUAUGUAUAUUAUCUGUGCUUUAUUUUGAGUUGCUGUGCAAUUCAGAGCAAGAGUAUCUAUCGCAAUUCUUUUAAAAAAAUAGAGAGAACUGUGCAACAUGCAUUUUUCUUUAUUAAAAAAUGUAUUUUAUUUUUUACUUGAUAUAGUGACCAAAAUGUGAUGGACAGACUAGUGUGCAAUGUUGACGAUAUCAAUCUGUGUAUUUGUUUCUAUUGGCACAUGUUUUUGUUAUUGUCUGAUUUGAGAGAAAAAAAAUAAAGGAUGGUACUUAA